Clonostachys solani is the source of this 762-nucleotide messenger RNA. The record is from the annotation of a GenBank genome assembly. NCBI's taxonomy places the organism in Eukaryota, Fungi, Ascomycota, Sordariomycetes, Hypocreales, Bionectriaceae.
AUGCUUCGUCUCGCCGUAGCUUCGGCUUUUGCAAGCCUUCUGGCUGUAGCCAAUGCCCACGGGGGCGCUAUGCACUACAUUAUUGACGGAGAAGUGUACACCGGCAACUGGGACGACCUCCACAAUACCGAGGGGAGCAUCCAGCGGCAGUGGAACUGGGGCGGCGUCACGAAACUAAACGACCCGUACCUGGCGUGCGGCAACAAUGGCGUGCCGCAUACCAACUCGUACUAUGCGCCCAUUGUGGCCGGCAACACCGUCACGGCAAAUUACUCCUUUGACACUGUGAGCGAGUCGAUUGGGAGGGCGUGGACCUUCGGGCACCCGUACGGUGCGAUGCUGGCUUACAUGGCCGCUUGUCCCGAGGAGGGCUGCGAACGCGUUGAUCUCAAUGCUCCCAUUUGGUUCAAAGUCUGGGAGGCCGGCCUGUUGAGCGGCACUUGGGCCAAAGGGUACUGGGCCAUGAAGGACGUGUUUGAAGGCGCCGAACUGGACAUUUCCACCCCAACGUCUCUCAAACCUGGAAAGUACAUUUUGCGCCAUGAGAUGCUUAAUCUGCAGACUGGACCCGCACAGUGGUUCCCAAACUGCAUUCAACUCGAGGUCAGCGGGUCAGGCGACAGUCUUCCAUCAGCUGAGGAUCUCGUGGCGUUCCCUGGAGCAUAUGACAAGGAUGAGGAGAAGAGUUUCACUGUCAAAGGGGGCAGCCCAUGGUUUUACGUCACUCAUGGCAAUGAUACAAAAUUUGGCAAGGAUGAUUAA